AUGACAAUAAAAGUGGGGAAAAGAUCAGUCUUAGCAAGCAGCAUCUAUAGGAUAAGCUGUUCUGGAUUUAUUUUGCUUUCUUUGUUCACAAGACCUUGUGCCUUUGGUCUUCGGUCUGAACCUGCUCCUGUUCAAAGCCGUGAUCUCUUUUGCUGUUUGUUUAUCAGACUGUUGGAGAAGUUGAAGUCGGUAUACUCAAAAUUGGAAGUCCUACCACCUGAUCGAAUUGUUCCAACUGUGGGACUUAAUAUUGGUCAGAUUGAAGUGUCAAAUACGAAACUUGUGUUUUGGGACCUAGGAGGCCAGCCUGGCCUUCGAUCAAUUUGGGAAAAAUACUAUGAAGAGGCACACGCUGUUAUUUUUGUAAUUGAUUCUGCUUGCCCUCCCCGUUUCGAAGACUCAAAAUCUGCACUUGAGAAAGUGCUUUGGCACGAAGAUCUUAAGGGAGCCCCUAUCUUGAUAUUAGCAAACAAGCAGGAUCUCUCUGAAGCUUUAUCAGCUGAAGAACUUGCCCGAUACCUAGAUCUUAAAAAGUUGGAUGAAAGGGUAUACAUGUAUGAGGCUGCUUCUGCUUUUGAUGGGAUGGGGAUUAAAGAAGGUGUGAGUGGUUGGUGGAGAUAAUGGAGAGAAGCAAGAGAACGUAAACUUUGAGAAUGCGUGCAGGCGUGACUGGUCAGAAUUAGAGCUUUCAAAGGCGUUUGGAGGGAAG
Messenger RNA from Hibiscus syriacus, 709 nucleotides. Its product is annotated as ADP-ribosylation factor-like protein 3. The transcript has 7 exons. Gene Ontology annotation, molecular function: GTPase activity; GTP binding. The record is from RefSeq and is a predicted model, not a curated record. Gene Ontology annotation, biological process: Golgi to plasma membrane protein transport; intracellular protein transport; protein localization to organelle. The coding region runs from base 1 to 621 and encodes 206 amino acids. Gene Ontology annotation, cellular component: Golgi apparatus. NCBI's taxonomy places the organism in Eukaryota, Viridiplantae, Streptophyta, Magnoliopsida, Malvales, Malvaceae.